UAAAAGCACCGCGCUGUGGCCGAGAGGCAAGUCAGUGGACGCAGAGGACAAAACCAUGAAGGUCCUGUUUGUUGCAGUUGUCUUCGGUGCAGUUGUUUCCGCCGCCAUGGCCGGUGCCUUGCUGGGAGGAUACGGCGGUGGCUACGGUGGGGGCUUCGGCGGUGGCUACGGAGGCGGCUUCGGCGGUGGCUACGGAGGUGGCAUCGGAGGCGGCUACGGCGGUGGUGUUGGCCUGGGAAGUAGCGUUGUCCUUCUUAACGGAGGAGGUGCUGGAUAUGGAAAGGCUGUAGCCGGGCCAGCAUUCUUGGUAAAGACCGUCCACCAUGUAAGCAAGGUCCACGGCGGAGGAGCCUUGCUGGCCCACUCUGGUUUGGGUGGCGGCUACGGCGGCGGUUUCGGCGGCGGAUUCGGAGGCGGAUUCGGAGGCGGCUAUGGUGGAUUCGGAGGUGGUUACGGCGGUGGAUACGGCGGAGGCUAUGGAUUGAAGGGCUGA
Ixodes scapularis (black-legged tick) is the source of this 493-nucleotide messenger RNA. Its product is annotated as glycine-rich cell wall structural protein-like. The record is from RefSeq and is a predicted model, not a curated record. Lineage: Eukaryota; Metazoa; Arthropoda; Arachnida; Ixodida; Ixodidae. The coding region runs from base 56 to 493 and encodes 145 amino acids. The transcript is spliced from 2 exons.